CGAGCCGCCUCCGCGUCUCCCGAGGAGCCGGUGUCGGCGCUCCCUUCCUCCGCGGCCCGGCUCCUUCACCGCCGCCGCCAUCAUGGCUCAGUACAAGGGCGCCGCCAGCGAGGCGGGCCGCGCCAUGCAGCUGAUGAAGAAGCGCGAGAAGCAACGCGAGCAGAUGGAGCAGAUGAAGCAGCGCAUCGCCGAGGAAAACAUCAUGAAAUCCAACAUUGACAAGAAGUUCUCAGCACACUAUGAUGCGGUGGAGGCAGAGCUGAAAUCCAGCACCGUAGGUCUGGUGACUCUCAAUGACAUGAAGGCCAAGCAGGAAGCCUUGGUGAAGGAGAGGGAGAAGCAGCUGGCCAAGAAGGAACAGUCCAAGGAACUGCAGCUGAAACUGGAGAAACUGCGGGAGAAGGAGCGUAAGAAGGAGGAGAAGAGAAAGAUCUCCAGCCUGUCCUUCACCCUAGAUGAGGAGGAAGAGGCCGACGAAGAAGAGGAGGACGACGUAGACGAGGAGGAGCUGGAGCGGGAAGCAGAGAUUCCCACAAAGAAGAAGAAACUGGGGAAGAAUCCCGAUGUGGACACGAGUUUCUUGCCUGACCGAGAUCGAGAGGAGGAGGAGAACCGGCUGCGGGAGGAGCUGCGGCAGGAGUGGGAGGCCAAGCAGGAGAAGAUCAAGAGUGAAGAGAUCGAGAUCACUUUCAGUUACUGGGAUGGGUCCGGGCACCGUCGGACGGUCAAGAUGAAGAAGGGGAACACGAUGCAGCAGUUCCUGCAGAAAGCCCUGGAGAUCCUGCGGAAGGACUUCAGCGAACUGAGGUCCGCGGGGGUGGAGCAGCUCAUGUAUAUCAAGGAGGAUUUGAUCAUCCCUCACCACCACAGCUUCUACGACUUCAUUGUGACCAAGGCCCGAGGCAAGAGUGGGCCGCUCUUCAACUUCGAUGUUCACGAUGAUGUGAGGCUGCUCAGCGACGCCACUGUGGAGAAGGAUGAGUCUCACGCGGGGAAGGUGGUCCUGAGGAGUUGGUACGAGAAAAACAAGCACAUCUUCCCCGCCAGCAGAUGGGAGCCCUACGACCCUGAAAAGAAGUGGGAUAAGUACACGAUCCGAUGAGCUCCUGAGGAAGGCAACAGACCACCGUCCCCCCCACCCUCCCACCUCUGCCCACCCCCGUCACUGCUCAGGCCCGGCAGUGAGGUCAGCCAGCACCCCCCUUCCCCAGCCGAGUGAGAUCCCGCAGCCGGCACUGCCGAUUCUCAAGGUGGGGCUCUGGGCCUUGCCAUUCCCCUCAGUUCCUUGUCUCCUUGGCUCUGCAGAAGCUGUGGGGUCCUCCGGUCAGUGUCCCCGGCUGAGGGGCUGGCCCCGGGGUGGUGGGGAGGGGGAGUUAGGGGAGUUUGCUCUAGGAUUCACCCCCACCCAGUCUCUGCUCCCGAGGCCUUGUGAUUCCCAAAUUAAUUAUUUAAGAAUAAAUGGAUCUUUGGGUCCGG
Molecule: messenger RNA, 1476 nt
Organism: Tachyglossus aculeatus (Australian echidna)
Lineage: Eukaryota; Metazoa; Chordata; Mammalia; Monotremata; Tachyglossidae
Gene: FAM50A
Product: family with sequence similarity 50 member A
Exons: 13
Coding region: 83-1102 (339 amino acids)
Biological process (GO): chromatin organization
Cellular component (GO): nucleus
Source: RefSeq, a predicted model, not a curated record